GAACGACCCCAAUGAAUCCCAUCAUGCUUUGCCCGCCGACCCGAGGGCUAGCGAUGCUAGGCUAACUGUCGCUAGCUACCGGGAGGAGCGGACAUGUUGAACCGACCCUUCCCUGAAUAAACAUCUCUGUUAGCGGGGAAUCAGGAGCGUAGGGGGCCGCCUGCAGCUUCGGGCAAUCAUGGACGCCGUAAACGCCUUUAAUCAAGAGUUAUUCUCAUUGAUUGACUCCAAGCCCCCAAUCUCACGGGCUAAGAUGAUCUCCAUCACCAAAUCGGCCAUCAAAGCUAUGAAACUCUACAAACAUGUGGUCCAGAUAGUGGAGAAAUUCAUCAAAAAGUGUAAGCCUGAGUACAAGGUAGCAGGCUUGUAUGUGGUGGACUCCAUUGUGAGGCAGUCCAGGCAUCAGUUUGGAUCUGACAAGGACGUGUUUGGCCCGAGGUUCACAAAGAACAUUACAGGAACAUUCGAGAAUCUCUGCCUUUGCCCAAUAGAGGACAGGAGUAAGAUUGUGCGAGUGUUGAACCUGUGGCAGAAGAAUGGAGUGUUUAAGAUUGAGGUGAUUCAACCUCUUCUGGACAUGGCUGCUGGCUCUAGCAGUGCUGCUGCACUCUACGCAGGGGCAGAUGAUCCAGGUUCCACCCCACCUCUAGCCAAAGAGCCAGUUACCAUGGUAACAGCAAACUCCACCACUACACCUGCCACUCAGCUUCCAAACUCUGAUGCCUUUGCUGCCGUGGCGCAGCUUUUUCAGUCCUCACAGGGUCAACAGCUUCAACAGAUAAUCCAAAACUUUCAGCAGCAGCCGGUGAAGCCUGACCUCCACACUCAGCCUCCUCUACACGCCAUUCAAACACAGCCCCAGAGUGUCGCCAGUAGCCUGGGCAUGAUGGCCGGGCAUCCUCCCCUGCCGAGCCAACCCGUCCAGCAUAAGACAACCUUUGAUAAGAAACUGCUGGAUCGCUUUGACUACGACGACGAGCCAGAAGUCGGAGACGACACAAAGACGGAUGAAAUUUCAUCACAGCCCUCCUUCAUGCAGCAGGCUCCAGCCGUUCUGUCACACAUGGAGCACUUCAAACCGCAGAUGAUGAACAUGUCGCAAGACCUCUCACAGCAGGUUCCUCUCCCUCCAAACGGCCAGCUCCAGGCCUACGGUUUACCACCGCAAGGCUUCCCCAGUAUGAUGCCUCCGAUGGGGCAUGCUUUACCAGGGCAUCCCCUCCCUGGUUCAUCUGGGCCUCCAGGUUUCCCAGGAAUAUUCCCUCCUCACAACGCAGCUCAGCAACAACAGGAUUUGUCAAUGGACAUCGAUCGUUCAUCUUUGAGAGAUGGAAGACGACGGUCACACUCAGGCUCCAGGUCUCCAAAGAGGAGGCGGUCGCGGUCCAACUCCCGCACGCGGCGAUCCAGGCACAGGAGAUCCCGCUCACGCUCCAGAGACCGGCGUCACCACUCCCCACAGUCCCGAUCACAGGACCACAGGGAGAGGGAGAAAGAGAGAGAGCGACGGCAGAAAGGCCUCCCACCACCCAAGGCCGACACACUUAGCAUUUGCAGUACAACGCUCUGGGUUGGCCAGUUGGACAAGAGGACACAACAACAAGAUGUUGCCUGUUUACUGGAGGAGUUUGGGCCGAUAGAGUCUAUCAAUAUGAUCCCUCCGCGUGGCUGCGCUUACAUCGUCAUGAUACACCGGCAGGAUGCUUUCAGGGCUCUGCAGAAGCUGAGCAGAGGAUCUCACAAAGUAAACCAGAAAACCAUCAAGAUUGCUUGGGCUCUGAACAAAGGAAUUAAGGCUGAGUUCAAACAGUACUGGGACGUGGAGCUGGGCGUCACGUACAUACCGUGGUCGAAGGUCAGAGAGGCUCAGGUGGAGGAGCUGAGAGAAGGAGGGAUAUUGGAUGUAGACACCGUGUCACCAGAGUGGGCCACAGUGAGGAAGACUCUGGACCUUCCAGAAGAGCCUACCCACAACGGCAGGUCGGAGCCACAGCAGCCCGAAGAGACUCACAUGUUACCUAUGGCUGCAUCAGUCGCUCCUCCUGCACAGGUCCCUCAAAUGCAGCAGCCCAUGAUUGGCGUGGGUCCUCUCCAGCCUCCUGUCUUUCCAGGCGCCAUGGGUAUGCCUCUGCCUUCCUUCCCUCCAGGCGUCCCUCCACCGCCAUUCAUCAGACCUGGCUUCAACCCCAUGCAGAUACACCCAGGUUUUCCUCCUCCGGGCUCCAUGCCUCUAGGUCUACUUCCUUCUUCCAAAGGUGGGGCUGAAGACUCGCCUCUGGACCAAGCAGGUUUGGGCAGCAGGAAAAAUGACGAGGGGCUAGAGGGUCCCCACAUGUACAACAACCAGAUGGGACCUAUGGGUAACCAGAUCGGUGGACCUCUUGGUUCUUUACCUGGUGGUCCUCCAGGAAACAUCCAACCGUCCACAGGUGGUCUGCUCGGUGCACGACCUGGCAUAAUCCCACUGCAGCGUCCUCCAGUUCUCCCACCUCCACACAUGCAACGUUUUCCUCUACCUCAUGGACCAAGACCCCCUCAUCCCAGCAUGCCACCUAUGCCCCCACAGGUGCUGCCCAGAGGGCCACACCCUCAAAUUAUGCACCAUGAGCUCCCCGUACCCAAAGGAGGCUUUGGGAUGCUCCCUCCUCACAACAUCAGAGCUCCUUUCCCUCCACAAGGGCAUGGUCCUCCUCCUCCUCAAACCCUUCCUCUUCCUUUUAUCAGACCCGGUGCUCCUCGCAGUCUGGAAGGGCCUGAGGAAAUGGAAGGCAGACCAUUCAGAGGGGAAAGACCUGGAUUUAGAGAUCGAGAGCCAGAGAGGGAAAGAGACUGGGACCGAGAAAGGGAUAGAGAGAGGGAUCGAGGUUUUGGUGGUGGAAGGCGUCCAUUUGGUGACGGAGGUAGAGGAGGGGGCGGCGAUAGAAUGGAAGGAAGGGACAGGCUUGGAGGAUGGCAGGAUGACGGAGGAGAUCACCAGAGAGGAGGAUGGGACCGGGACCGAGACAGAGAUCGGGACAGGGACCGCGAUAGGGAUCGUGAUCGCGACAGAGACAGAGACAGGAGGGACUGGAAGGAGAGGAGAAGCAGCCCUGACAGAGACAGGGAACGAGGGAGGGGUGAUGAUGGGGAGAAGGGGCGAGGGAGGGGGGAGGGAGGAGAAAGAGGAAGGGGAGAUGAUGGGGAGAGAGGGCGAGGGAGGGGAGAGGGAGGGAGUCGAGAUAGAGGGAGGGGGGCUGAAGGAAAGGAAAAAGAAAAAGAAAAAGAAGGGGACAAACCAAGGCGGUCUGAACGGCGAGAAAGGACCACACGGUGGGACAGGGACGAUAGAUUGGCUGAACUGGAAACCAUGGACAGAUUUCGGACGUCCAACAGCACAGAGCAACCUCGUUUGACUCCCGCUGUUACUGUGGAAAAAGAACCAAGCGGGGACGCUCCUGAAGAGAAGGCAUUGCCAGAACUUAUAGCUCCUUCAUCUACGGAGGUAACUACUGCUGCAGAAGAGCCAAAGCCCUCUGAGCCCUUAUCUUCAGCUCAAAGUGAGCUUACAGAAACAACACCGGGAGCUGAGUCAUAGACAGCAGCUUCAGUCAGAGACUUAAACCACUGAAAUAUUAAAGAAAAAACAUGUUUGUCACUGGAAAACAGCCAGCCAUGUGAAGUUUUCCAGACAGUUACCACAUUUUUUCUUCAAAUCAUGUUUUACCCACAUGUUCUCAAACACGUAUAGAUGCUUGGUUCUGUUAAGAUUAAUGCUGCGUCCACACUACACCCCUGAGCAGAACGUGUCAGCUGCAGAACCUCUUGGUUUUCAUGUCAACCUGCAUGUUCCCAUGUCAGAGCGGACACACUGUCCAUGUUAGCAGUGCAACUCCGGCUUGCCUCGAGCACUUUUGCAGUGCCAAAAAUCAAUGUGAGGCCUUCCUUUUUGCACAGCCAGCUUCUACAUUGACCUAUCGGCAACAGCAUCUCCCCCUGUAUGAUAUGCCAUGGACAUGAAAGUUGAAUACAUUGGCUUUUAAUCUCAACUCAAAAACGGCCUCCAUCUGUUUCAGAUGAGUGUCUAGACUACGUAUUAAUGAAAUGAAUACAGACACAAGAUCGAACUUUGAGUUAUUAAGGCCGUUAUCAAAGGAGAAAGAGAGCCGGCACCCUGACACGCAGCCUGUGUGGUCACCGCGCCGGUACGAGACGCAGCAGUUCAGAGAGGCAGCCGUCACGCGCUGCUCAGUCGCCCGGUGUGUCCCCCAAGCAUAAUAGGCUUACAACCAUCAAAUUUGAAACACAUGACCACUUAAUGGUCUGUAAUCAAAAAAUUGGCUGUCAACUCAAGUUUUUCUUCCCCUCCUGUGAGUUUUAAGAUCUAAUGGAGUUCUUGCAUGUUCCAUAGCUCUGUCCAUCUGAGAUUAAUCCGAGCUCAGCUUUUAAGUUUUUACUUUGUUGGUGUGAAGUUUUAGAGAACAAGUGAUUUCUUGUUUGACUCCUCACCUCAUCAGACACUCCUUGACAACUUCAAAAAGCUUCUUUUCUUUUAAAUAUAAUUUGUCAAAAUAUCAUGUUGAACACUGAACACUUCUCAACAAGUAAUCAAUAAUAGAGGCAUGUCUAUUUUUCUUCAUUGUUGGCAUCUCAUUGUUUCCCAUCGACUCUACAUUACACUUUCACAGCCAGUCAGGCAACAUUACAAGGACAAGGAAGGGCCUGAGAUCAGAGAACAAGAUAUUAGUAUCAGUUGUGGCGUCUGUUUAUAGUCCCAAGUACUGCAUACCAGUUUCACUUAAAAAGGAUCAGGUAGCGUGUAUUAAAAGAGUUCAUGUGGAGAGCCAGAGACCUUGGCUCAUCCUCCAAAAUGCAAAUUUAGAACCCCUCAUUUAUCAUCUGAGACUAUUUGAAAAACUUAGUUUCACUAACAACAAAAUCUCACUCUAACACAUACUUGAUGCAGUAACUGACUUAUCAUUGGCAUGCACAAAAGAUCCACACUCAACACGUAUUUAUCAAACUUCUAACAAUGGAACUGAUUAGAAACUAACCUGACUCUCACAAGGCCUCUGAAUAUAUCUGGGUAGUCAUAUUUUAGGAGAACAGGAAUGACCAAAUGACUUAUGAAAUAUAUACACCCCAGUCAUUCAAUUAUUAUGUAGUGAAUCAAAGGUGCUUCACAGUCUUUGAUAAUACUGCACUCAUUUAAAUGUCACAUGAUAGAAAAUAUUGUAAGUUAUUUUUUUCCAUAGUAAUUCUGAUUAGUUGCAAAAAUGAAAUUCCCAGGAAGCCCAACACUUGUAAACAAACAGUUGCUUUUUUUUUCUCACUGAUGGUCCGACAUGCAUUUUAGAAAAGACAUUUUAAUGAAACAUGCAAGAAAAUUUACUUUACCAGAAAUCGUCCAUGUGCGUUAUUGUAAAUCCUUACAGUAAUCAUGAGGGAAAGAAAUUUGAUGAUGAAAAUGAGCUCAGGAGUGUGAUUGAUUUAGACAGCAGUAUUAAUAUGCAAAAUUAAAAACAUGGGUAUACUGUUUGCAAAGGUAUUGAUUUGUAUUUAGCUGUGAAAAUACUGUUAAACAAAAGAAAACUUGUUUUAAAUCUCUUCAUUAUUUUGUGGUAAAUGUCUCAGUCACACUUUGGCCUGAUUGUGUAUAUAUUUUGUUUUUCUGUUAACAGUUCAGCUGAACCUUUUUUUUUUUUAUAGAUCCAUCCAACACAGGACUAUUUAUGAGUACUGUACACCACAAAACAUAAAAAAGUGCAUAAAAUCAGGUGUGAGUGUUGGGUUUUGAAGAUGUGUAUAAACACAAAGAGGCUCAGUGAGCUUUGUGUUUAUGGGGUUUGUUCCUUAUGACGUGUGUUUCGAAGGAAGAGGGAGAUCUUUCAGAAUACACCAAAAAGCUUUUCAUUUGUGUCAUUAAGUACAUCAUUCAAACAGGGAUAUGAAUUAGUAACAUGGAAACAUGAAACAUGACUUAAGUUAAAUUUUUUUCAUCUUUUAUAAACAGAUUUUGGACAAGUCUGUUUCACUGAAGACAUACUGUAUCUGAUGUUCUACACGUCCAACUAUUUUCUGAGAAGCUUAAACGCUGAGGCAGCGGGGCAAACCUCUAGAACGGAAAUGAAGAGUGUUGCUUGGUAAAAAAUACUGCUGUAAAUAUGCUUUCAUCACUGCGAUUUGAAAAGGUGUAGAGGUUAUUGUUGUUUGUGAUCUGUCAUUUGUUUAUCCAGGAGAAACAAAUUGAUCUGGAAGGAAACACAGAGGCCCUUUGCUUUAACAUUUUUUAACUCCUUGUGGUUUGGAAGGUGACACGUUUCUAUGGUUUGUUAAAAAUACAAAAGACAUGGACAUAAUAUCUUCAAUAUCCCAGCCAUAGGAAAUUGAUUUUAAUAAACUAUUUUUGUACCAAAUCA
Molecule: messenger RNA, 6395 nt
Organism: Notolabrus celidotus (New Zealand spotty)
Lineage: Eukaryota; Metazoa; Chordata; Actinopteri; Labriformes; Labridae
Gene: scaf4a
Product: SR-related CTD-associated factor 4a
Exons: 19
Coding region: 179-3574 (1131 amino acids)
Biological process (GO): negative regulation of termination of RNA polymerase II transcription, poly(A)-coupled
Cellular component (GO): nucleus
Molecular function (GO): RNA polymerase II C-terminal domain phosphoserine binding; RNA binding
Source: RefSeq, a predicted model, not a curated record